CUUGGGAGACAUCCGGGAAAAUCUUAUUUUGGCUCUUAACGAAGGUUUUGUGACUGAAGACGUGAAACUUAACCUCUCGGAAAAAGACGAAAUUGCUGUUAUUCCACCUUUAAGUGGAGGAUAAAAUGGACAAACCAAAGGAUAUUGUACAACUGCAACAUGCCAGAUUAAAUAUAAAUGAUAUAGUGGAUUUGGUAACGUCGCCAAAAAGUGGAGCAAUUUCCACUUUUAUAGGAACCACGCGAGAUAACUUUGGAAGCAAGAGUGUGCUGAAAUUAGAAUAUGAAGCUUACGAACCAAUGGCAUUAAAGGAGAUGAAGAAUCUCUGCGCAAAAGUGCGUUCUCAGUGGGAAGUCGAUCGAAUAGCAAUAUUCCAUCGCUUGGGGGAAGUUCCAGUUUCCGAAGUAAGCGUGGUUAUUGCCAUUUCUUCCGCUCACAGAAAAGAAUCCCUCGAAGCUGUGAACAAUGCAAUUGAUAUGCUUAAAGCCUCGGUUCCAAUCUGGAAGAAGGAAAUUUAUGCAAAGGAGGAACCCCAAUGGAAAGAAAACAAGGAAUGCUCCUGGUCUUCCUCAGGUGGAUCGUUGCGGAGUGAGGAAAACCGUUUCCAAGAAAAAGUGAAAAUCGAAGUCCCUUCGGAGGAUGAGGACGACAAUUUUUCGGAUGGAAAAUCUCAUGUGAUCAUUGAUCCCAGCAUUGUGCAAGUGAGAGCGGAUUCGGAAGAACUGAAUCGUCGAAUUCAAGCUUUUAUUUCGAGAAAACGCGAGCAAGUUAAUCUUGUGAAUGUACAGGAAUUUUGUUUCCAUGGAAGUGGAGCAGAUGAAACAAUAGAGUCUUGUGCUCGAGUGGAUGCUAUUCUUACGAGACAUAAGGACUCCAAGAGUCAUAUGAAAGUUCACAGAGUAUUGAAUCCGUGGGGUCCACAGACAACCGUUCCAUCUACUUUAGAGAAAACGAAGACAACGGAUCAGUCCUGUAAUUAUCCGCCAGCACUGGAAGAACGCUUGUCAAGCAGCGAAAAACUUUUAGGAAUCAAUAAACCCGUGCCUCGAGAUAUAUACGAAAGACUUAAAAUCAUUGAGGAUCGAGUCUUACAGUUGGAAAGCCUUUCUCCAGAGUAUAGAGACUUUUGGGUGGGUGAACAUAAUGAAAGUUUGAAUAAAAUAUUUAGGCCAGAUAGAAAGCGGACGUUUUUGACGGCUGAGCUUGAUACGAAGCUUCACGAACUGGAAGAUAGGUAUGCUAAGAAGAUCAAAUGAAUGCAGUCGCACUUUUUCUCUAAAAUUGUACAUAAUUACUUAG
Molecule: messenger RNA, 1299 nt
Organism: Belonocnema kinseyi
Lineage: Eukaryota; Metazoa; Arthropoda; Insecta; Hymenoptera; Cynipidae
Gene: Mocs2B
Product: molybdopterin synthase catalytic subunit
Exons: 8
Coding region: 126-1256 (376 amino acids)
Biological process (GO): Mo-molybdopterin cofactor biosynthetic process
Cellular component (GO): cytosol
Molecular function (GO): molybdopterin synthase activity
Source: RefSeq, a predicted model, not a curated record